This is a messenger RNA of Pygocentrus nattereri (red-bellied piranha), 1896 nucleotides long. It is a transcript of the gene scel, whose product is annotated as sciellin. Gene Ontology annotation, cellular component: cytoplasm. Bases 140 to 1465 code for a protein of 441 amino acids. NCBI's taxonomy places the organism in Eukaryota, Metazoa, Chordata, Actinopteri, Characiformes, Serrasalmidae. The transcript has 21 exons. The record is from RefSeq and is a predicted model, not a curated record. Gene Ontology annotation, biological process: epidermis development.
GUACAGUAAGAGGCCACACCUUCAGUCGCGCUCGCCGCCCUCACCCAGCGGAUAAAAUACAGUGGGACAGACACACUCUGUAAAGUUACUUGCUUUCAACCUUUGUCCAUCUGAGGCCAUAAGGGUGCCAGCAUAAACCAUGUCUAUAAAAACCAACAGGAGAUCAUACCCUCCUCAAACAGACAACAGCAGCCCCAAGAAUGUCAUAGAGGAUAGCAAAAAGAAGACAUCCCUGCUGAAGGACAACAGCUGGAUCAAGAAGGAUGUGAAGAAUGAAAAAACAGUGGACCAGGAGUCAAACUUUGGUAGAACUGUCCUGACUCGGUUUAGAUCCAACGAAAAUCUUAACAGCUCUCCAGAUAAAACCACCUCAGUCACCACCACCACCUCCACCAGUAGACCCCAAAGAACCACAGUCCAGACCCUGACUAAAAGAUUCAGUGCAAGUCAGGAUGAACUGGAUUCAUGCAAAACAACAUCUGUGAUGUCUGAUCCAAAGAUCACUACUUCUUCUACAACUGUCAAAGACAGCACAAAGACUACUGUAACCACCACCAGAAGAUCUUCAGUAAAAUCACCAACCAAAACUGAAACAGUCACUGAGAAGAUCCUCUCAGAUACCACUAAUAUCACGAAAACUCAAAGUCAGGCUCCAGUGGAAACUAUACAGGCACCAACUAAAAGUUCCAGAAGCUCGAGUGUUUCCAAGACAGAGACUAUCACUGUGAUCACUUCCAAGGACACCAAGAAUGUAGAAGAAAGUAAAACUGUUGAGUCAGUGACGUCCCCAACUUCAACCAUCAAAACCACUACAAGCACCAAGAGCUAUGUUAGCCAUAAUGAUGUACCAACAUCUAAGACGACAGCGAGCACCAUCACCACCAAAUCAAGUGCUGAGGACCAGUUGUUUGAUACUCUUAUACCAACACCCAUCAAGUCACCGUACUCAGCACCUGUCACCAGCAGCUAUGAGCAAAGCAGUGUAACCAGUCCUACGACCUAUACCAAAACCUCGUACAAAAAGACCAGAACCGAGGAUUACCUUCCUGAUACGGUGGUCACCAAAUCUGUCAAGACCGUUUCCUCAACACCUGAUAGGUAUGAGCGCCGCAGUAUUAGUGGCUCCACCACGACCUACACCACAACAACAACCUACACAGACAACAGGCCUGAAGAUUAUCUGUCUGAUACCUUCACAUCAAAAACUGUUAAAACGGCGUACACAACACCUGACAGGAAAAUCAUUGAGAAGGAUUGUUGCUCAUACUGCCACAAACCCAUGAUCUCUGAGGUCAAGAUGAUUCUGGAUGAGAUGAAUAUACAGUGUCACGCCACUUGUUUCAAGUGUGAGGUGUGUAAGUGCUCUCUGGGACAUCUGAAGGCAGGGGACAGCAUGUGGGUCUAUCAGCGCACUGUGCACUGUGAACGCUGCUUUGGUGUUACCAGGGAUAAGUGGCGUCACUGAAGCUAUAACAGGUGUCAUCACUAAGGCAAAAAACAUGUGAAGAUAAAACAUGAAGAACAGAGAAAUGAAUGAAAUCCAUAUAUCAACUUUUAAGACUUUCAUUAGGUGAAGGAAAAUUAUGAUAAUGGGAUUUUGUUGCAUGUUGUUAUUAAAAGUGCUUUCCCACAAUUAUCAUAGAAAAGAGGAUCUGAAAUACAAGCAAGAGGGGUAGUGGGUCUGUCUGUCAGUGGGUGAUAGGAUUUGUGUGUUUGUCUUAAUAUCCUGCAAUAUUUUACCUCAUUUGUCUAUUUCUAUUUAACAAACUGAAGUGACCUUCAAGUCUGCUGUGAGCCACCAUAUGAUUUAUCAUUGAAAGACAAGUGUUAGGACUUUGUGACCGUUUGCCCAUUUGCCCAUUCAAAUUAUAUGAAUAAAUAAACAUUUUAAUCGCA